Molecule: messenger RNA, 2815 nt
Organism: Pyrus x bretschneideri (Chinese white pear)
Lineage: Eukaryota; Viridiplantae; Streptophyta; Magnoliopsida; Rosales; Rosaceae
Exons: 4
Coding region: 42-902 (286 amino acids)
Source: RefSeq, a predicted model, not a curated record
GUCAUUCUAACUCUCUUAUCUCCAUCUAUUCAAUAGCAACGAUGGAGACCAAAGAGGAGAGAAGCUUCAUUGAUAAGGUAAUAAUCAAGUGGUAUCAAGAUCCAGAAGUCCUCCAGAUGUUGAAGAAGAGGGUUUCAACAGCGACAGCGAUGAUGGAGAUCGAUAGCAUGAAGGACGUCACUGCUGGUCAGAAGAAAGUCAAGUGGUUCGAGAAUCCAGAGAUCCUCCAAAUACUGAAGACGAUGUUUGAUCCUUGGCUGAACGAAGAUGGCAUGCCUGACGCCACCUCUCUCUUCAGCCGUUGCCCUAGAGGCUUUGGUAACAUUUUUCUCUUCUUGUUAAUACAUACAACACCAACAACCGAGAGUCUUAUCACAAUAAGAGCCGUUCCGUUUUGCGCCAUGUCUUCCGGUAGCUUCUUGUUAAGUGAAGUCCACACACUUCCCCUCUUUCUCCUCUCAGCCAUGGUUUCCUCUGCCUUGCUCCACUCCUCGUACGGCUCCGGCGUCUGGUCCAAGAAGGAGUGGGUCAUCCCUGAGAUUGACAUCGACGACACCAUUUUGACGUUCGAGGGGAACUCCACCUUCUUCUGGGCGGACCGCGAGCGGCAAGCUCGCGAGGCGGUGGAGAAUUCAAAGUCGGAUUUGCAGAUUGGUGAGUCUGCAGGUCCACAAUGUAAAGCUGCACUUCAAGAAACUACUCGUAUCAUUGAACAAUGUCUUACAACUAAUGGAAAAGCAAUAAGGCGUUGUUUGGUGCAAACCAGGUUGGAAUUUCACACUUUGCACCCACCAUUUGUAAAUCAUGAGUCCAGUUCCCACCGGUGGGAUUUUUUUUUUUUUUCACUUGUCACUUGCAUAUUGACCAAGUUUGUGUGCAGCUUGAUAUUGAUGGUGACUUAAUGUAUUUUCUAGCGGAUGCUGCUGUUAUAGCAGUAAAAGUUACUUCUUUCUUAGUUUUGUCACUCCGUUUUCAGUUUAUCAAAUUAUUGAUGUUUAUUUGCUUGACACUUUGCAGUUUCGGUAUGGAAAUCCCGAUAGAGUGAGUUGCAAAGGGGCGAGAGAGUGAGUUGCAGAGGCGAGGGAUAGAGAUGAAAGAGAGGGAGAGUUAGUGAGAGAGAUGGAGAGUUUUGUCCGAGAGACAGACAAAUUUUUGGACAGUGGAAACGGUCCGGGUCGGGGACCCGUUUCCUCAGCAAUUAGGACUCGCCCCGCCUCACAACUAACGUGGACUCACCCCAUCCCGUUCCAUUUCAAAUUUAAAAAAAUUGGACCCCCUACCCACGGGGCCAUGCCUCGUUUGCCCACCCCAAGUUGUGAUUGUUGUUGGAUAUCAUAUAUUAUUAUUACAAUGUCCAGGGUUUGGGAUUUGUUAUAACUUUAGGGGAGGUUUUGUUGAAAUUUUGGUAUAAUUUGUAGUGUUUUUUUUUACUGUUUUUUAUUUUUUUCAGCAAAGAAAAAUACCCAGGGACCUUGUCUCCAGUUGAAGAUGGCGAAGGUCAUCCAAGUGACCAACGAACGUAUCACAAUCGGAUACGAUGACUGGCAUUGGGCUGCACCAACGCUGGAGCAACAUAGCGCAUUGGUCACGUCAUUUGGACUUGUUGCCCUAUGCGAUAGAAGUCUUGGAAGACGAUGCUAGACGAGGUAAGGACAAAGGUGUACGCUUAUUUGUCGGUAAGUAUCCUGCCUUUUUAUUGUUUUUUCUUUAAAUUUUAUAUAUUUAUAUUACUUAAUGUAUGUAAUUAAUUUGUUACAUUGCAAACGAAUUACAAUUUCGACGACGUCAACAUGCUCUUCGCUAAACAGUACAAGCAAUGGAAGAGAGACAUGCACCAAUAUUUUCAAACAUUUGAUGAUCCGCAGGUUGCUCUUGAGGAGGGUUGCUCGAAGGAGUUUGAGGAUCGGGAAAAAAUUGGGUGUGGCUCUGCAAUCAUUUUCAGGUGCCCCGCUAUGUGAAGAAGGCGAAAGCCAACAAGAUCAAUCGGGAGAAGAAGACUCUUCUCCACCAUUCGGGUUCGAUUCCCUUUUAAUAUAGGAUGGAGGCGCGGCGGUAGGGGGGGUUCAAAUUUCUAGGAGAUUGAUGUCUUUGUAGACGUUUAUGUUCGACCCAGGGAUGAGUUGGCCAAGUCUCUUCAUGUAAGUAUUCUUCAAUUGUAAUUACUAUCUUGUGCAUUCAAGUAUCAUGGUUAUUAUUUGAAUGUUAUUAUUAAUAUUUCAUGUUACAUUACACAUGUGAUGAUGAUGGAGAAGAGGUAGUAGGUUCUUCAAGAGUCCGCCUCCCAGCUUCCUCCCGAGACUUUGCUUGAGUUUGUGGAUCCCCCUGAGGAUGCAAGGUUUCAAAUCCUUACAGACACCUUGGAUCAGACUCUCGGGCGAAGGCCGAUGACGUAUUGUAGGGGGAUGGGGAAUGCUCGGCGGCGGGAACUUUGAGCGUCUUCAUCCUCCCAGUCGAAGGGUGAGGUGACAGCUUUGACAGCAAAGGUGGCCGACCUUAGGACUGAGCUCACCUCGUAUAAAAGCCAGAUGUCAGUAAUUGUAAAGGCCCUCAAUUAGUCCGGCAUUCGUCUCCCGGAUAUUCGUCCCCUGUGCACGUGCUAGCCCCUUCAAUCUGAGCAUGCCUAGAACUCCGCCCCUUCGACCUCUAAGCUGUCUCAAUCCUGACCCCUUUUUGCCCCAAUUUUCCAUCCGCAUGCGAACGACGACCCCGUAGAUUAUUCCACAUUUUUUUCUUAGUUGUUUAGUCCCUUACUUUUAAAACUUUUUCCUUGUACAUACAUUUUAUUUUUAUUUUAAAUAAAUUAUUUGUCUUUUCA